This is a messenger RNA of Helianthus annuus (common sunflower), 2480 nucleotides long. Its product is annotated as wall-associated receptor kinase 2. Gene Ontology annotation, molecular function: polysaccharide binding; ATP binding; protein serine/threonine kinase activity. Gene Ontology annotation, cellular component: plasma membrane. The coding region runs from base 21 to 2369 and encodes 782 amino acids. Gene Ontology annotation, biological process: cell surface receptor signaling pathway; protein phosphorylation. Lineage: Eukaryota; Viridiplantae; Streptophyta; Magnoliopsida; Asterales; Asteraceae. The record is from RefSeq and is a predicted model, not a curated record. The transcript is spliced from 3 exons.
GUCCAUUUUUGUAUAAAUCGAUGUCCACUGCGAAAAAAAAAAUCCUCCAUCCAUCAACCACCAUGCACUUCACAAGGAACAUUCAUAUAUUUCUCUUCUUAUUUGUGUUAGCAAUCACAAAAUCUUCAUCUGAACAAUCAAACACCACCAGCGAUGUGAUCACCAUCACAAAAGCCGCAAGCGUAGCCAAACCCGGCUGCCAAAGCCAAUGCGGAAACGUAACCAUUCCAUACCCGUUUGGCAUCGGUCCGGGCUGCUUUCUAAGUGAAUGGUUCGAAACCACGUGCAACACGAGUGUUAAUCCUCCCAGAACCCAGAUCGGUAAUCUAACAAUCCUAGAAUUCACCGAUUACACUUUCCGAAUGCCCAACAAUGUUGCAAGCCAAUGUUAUGAUUCGUCGGGAAACAUCAUCGAGGACAAUCCAGCCUACACAAGACUAGGCUGGACAUCACCCUUUUCAUUUUCACAAAGAAACCAGUUCACUCUACUGGGGUGUGAUUCCUUUUCCCUUAUUUUCGAACCUAAACUGCUUAACUUGACGAGCGGCUGCAUUGCACUGUGUUCCACUUCCGAGGAAGUGGUCAACGGGUCGUGUUCGGGUGUCGGGUGCUGUCAAACAUCGAUCCCAAAGGCACUCAAGUUUUACUACACGUCUAUUACUAGUUUGACCAAUAGAAACCACACUACCAUCUGGUCUUUUGAUCCUUGUUCCUACUCGUUUUUGGGUGAGCAAGAACGGUUUACAUUUCGUGGGGUGUCAGAUUUUAUGGACCCCAAUUUCAGGAACCGGACCAUGGCUAGUGUUCCCAUGUUGGUUGAUUGGGUGGUUGGGAACUUGAGCUGUAGUGAGGCUAGGAGUGCUGGUGUGUUGGCUUGUCAAGCGAACAGCAAGUGUGUCGAUUCAGAUACUGGAGUUCCAGGAUACAGAUGUAUUUGCAAUAAUGGUUAUCAGGGCCAGCCUUAUCUUGAGCCAGGUUGCCAAGACAUCAAUGAAUGUGAAGAUCCUAGUAAUCUUUGUGAUGGGGUUUGUACGAAUACCCUUGGUAGUUAUACGUGUAGUUGUGAAGAUGGGUACGUCGGAGAUGGCCUGAAAAAUGGACAUGGUUGUGCCAAGGAAAAUUCAGAAUUUCCUAUUAUUAAGUUCACUUUAGGUAUGGGGUUUGGUUUCUUGGCCGUUUUAGUAGCAACAACAUGGCUUUAUUUUGUCUUCAAGAAAAGAAACCUUGUGAAGCUCCGACAGAAAUUGUUCCAACAAAAUGGUGGUUUGCUACUCAAACAACGUUUUAUUACCGGCGAAGGCAGUGCCGAUUUAACAAUGGUCUUCACAGCACAAGAGUUAGAAAAAGCCACUAACAAUUACGCAGAAGACCGGAUCUUGGGCCGUGGUGGUUACGGGACUGUGUACAAAGGCAUUUUAACUGAUCAACGGGUCGUUGCAAUUAAGAAAUCACGAGUUAUGGAUGAAACCCAAAUUGAAUUAUUCAUCAACGAGGUGAUUAUAUUAACAGCAGUUCACCAUAGGAACGUCGUGAAGCUUUUGGGAUGUUGUUUAGAGACGGAGGUUCCAUUAUUGGUAUACGAGUAUGUAUCCAAUGGAACACUUUUUAAUCAUCUUCAAGGUAAAGGAACCAUGACUUGGUUAUCGUGGGAGAAUCGGUUAAGAAUAGCGGCCGAAGCUGCUGGUGCACUUUCAUAUCUUCAUUCGGCUACAUCUACCCCUGUUAUCCAUAGAGAUGUGAAAUCCGCAAACAUAUUAUUAGACGAUAACUACACCACAAAGAUCGCGGAUUUUGGUGCUUCAAGAUUAGUACCAUUAGAUCAAACACAAGUGACCACGCUUGUUCAAGGAACAUUAGGGUACUUAGAUCCCGAGUACUUUCAUACAAGUCAGUUAACCGAAAAGAGUGAUGUUUAUAGUUUUGGAGUGGUGCUUGCUGAGCUUCUUACCGGGAAAAAACCACUUUGUAUGAAACGAGGUGAAGCAGAACGAAAUUUAGCAACUUAUUUCAUUAAGUCGCUAAAAGAAAACUCUUUGUUUCAGAUUCUUGAACCUAGAGUUGUAAGGGAGGGUACCCUAGACCAACUGCAACAAAUUGCUGAGCUUGUGAAAAGAUGCCUUCACCUUUUAGGAGAUGAGCGACCAACGAUGAAAGAAGUAGCAACUAAACUUGAAGUGUUACGUAAGUAUACUCAACAUCCAUGGGCGAGUCCACAUAUUGAUGAAGAGAAUGCAAGCUUGUUAAACAGGGAGAACGAAGAAACCGACCUUUAUGCAGAAUCGAUAAAUGUGUGCACUAGUACUGGCGAAAUCUCUUCCGCUUUUAGCAUCGAUAAUGGUCUUGUAAUUCCUGAAAAUAUGCUCAGAUGAUAAGAUUUGUUAUUGUUUGUUCUCGGAUAUUCUAAAAGUGUGUUUGUAUGUGUAACUUAUCGUGAGUCGUUCAUUAGCUACUGUUUUGAAUGCUUAUAAAACUUGCUUAAU